This is a messenger RNA of Dalotia coriaria, 4405 nucleotides long. RefSeq names its product kinesin-like protein unc-104. NCBI's taxonomy places the organism in Eukaryota, Metazoa, Arthropoda, Insecta, Coleoptera, Staphylinidae. The transcript is spliced from 7 exons. The record is from RefSeq and is a predicted model, not a curated record. Bases 6 to 2624 code for a protein of 872 amino acids.
CCCCGAUGAACGGGGAGGAUCCGGGUCUGCUCAGUUGCAUUGCGCCCUGUCAGUCGGCGGGUUUCUCACUCUCCAGUCUAAUACCCUCGAGGCAGAGGCUGGAGUUGAUGCGUGAGAUGUACCACAACGAGGCGGAGAUGUCACCCACCUCGCCGGAUUAUAACGUGGAGUCCUUGACUGGUGGUGAUCCUUUCUACGAUCGCUUCCCGUGGUUCAGACUUGUGGGCCGCGGGUUUGUUUAUUUGAGCAACCUGCUCUACCCAGUCACACUGAUCCACAAAGUGGCGAUUGUCAGCGAGAAGGGCGACGUUCGUGGAUAUCUGCGUGUGGCCGUUCAAGCAGUCAUGGAUGAGGAUAACUCUGAUCAGGUUGGGGUACGACAGAGCGCAAGGAUUGCCUUUGAGUCACCGAAGGGUGCUGUCAUCGACAAGAAUGCGCAAAAUUUAGAGGAGCGUAUUGUGGAAGGUCACAAUGCUAUAGAUCCAAUUAAACUCGAUGAACUAAUCGAAUGCGACGCAGAUUCUGGUCGCGGAGAUAGUUCAGUCUCUUCAGACGUCAAGGAGGAAGAGAUUCCCGAGCACCUGGCCGUCGGCAAAGAAUUCACCUUCCGCGUGACUGUUCUACAAGCCGUGGGCAUUUCCACUGAGUAUGCAGAUAUUUUCUGCCAGUUUAAUUUCCUACACCGCCACGACGAAGCUUUCUCUACAGAACCGGUCAAGAACACAGGCAAAGGCACACCUCUAGGUUUCUACCACGUUCAGAAUAUAACAGUAUCCACGUCCAAAUCGUUCGUUGAGUAUAUCAAAACACAACCGAUCGUGUUCGAAGUUUUCGGGCACUACCAGCAGCAUCCUCUACACAAGGACGCAAAAUUGGAAGGUUCAGUGCGCCAACCACCGCGUCGCAUGUUGCCACCAUCGAUACCAAUCUCCCAACCAGUACGCUCUUCAAAGUUUGGUGCGUUGCCCUCACCUUGCACGGCACACAUCCAUGCCAAAGUGGAUGUACUAGUUUGGUUUGAGAUUUGUGAGCUGGCACCAAACGGCGAGUACGUACCAGUUGUAGUUGAACACAGCGACGAGCUUCCUUGCCGAGGACUGUUCCUGCUGCACCAAGGUAUCCAACGACGCAUUCGUAUUACCAUUGUACACGAUCAAGCCGCCGAGAUCAGGUGGCGAGACGUGCGCGAGCUAGUUGUUGGACGCAUCCGCAACAACCCAGAGUCCGAAGACGAUGAAGACAAUGACAAUUCGGUAUUAUCCUUGGGACUAUUUCCUGGCGAGUACCUAGAGAUUCCCGGCGACGACCGAACUAUGUUCCGAUUUGAAGCGGCCUGGGACAGUUCCUUGCACAAUUCACCUUUACUGAAUCGCGUAUCUGCACAAGGCGAACAAAUAUUUAUGACGAUUUCUGCUUAUUUGGAGUUGGAGAAUUGCGGACGCCCAGCAAUCAUUACCAAGGACCUUAGCAUGGUUAUCUAUGGGCGAGAUGCACGCACCGGACCACGAUCACUGAAACAUCUCUUUUCGGGCAAUUACAGAAACGCUGAAGCAAAUCGCCUCUCGGGAGUCUACGAAUUACUGUUGAGGCGCGCGAGUGAAGCAGGUAGUCCAGGAGUUCAGCGACGUCAGCGUCGCGUUCUUGAUACAAGCUCUACAUAUGUACGAGGCGAAGAGAACUUACAUGGCUGGCGACCACGAGGGGACUCGCUGAUCUUUGAUCAUCAGUGGGAGCUGGAGAAACUCACACGUCUCGAAGAAGUGGAACGGGUGAGACACACGCUAUUCCUACGUGAACGCUUAGGUUUAGAUCGCAACUGUGGCGUCAACAAACUUCAACUCGAAUAUACAAAGAGCGAAAAGGAGGUGUGCAACAUGGUCGCGAAGAACAACAACAUGAAUGUCACCCCUGCCCUAGAAGUUUACGAAUACAAUGACAAGGAACGCGAGCUCCUCAACAAAUGCGUGCGCCUCAUUCAAGGCCGCACGCGGGAGAAUACCAACAACGUGAGCGGCUCCACAGUUGCCAGCCCCUCUGAAGAGAUCUCCGAAAUGUCUACUAGCAUGAUGUCCUCUUGUUGCCUGGAUCUCUGCUCGCCGGAACGUGCUGCUUUGCCCGGCGAGAUGGCGCCGUUCCCACCUGUACCAUCCUCACCUCCAGGUCCUCGCAAUCCCGAGUUGGUUCUAUACGUUCCCGAUAUGGAAGAGAUUCGAAUAUCGCCAGUGGUUGCACGCAAGGGUUACCUUAACGUGUUGGAGCACAAGACGCACGGAUGGAAGAAGCGCUGGGUUGCGGUACGGCGUCCAUACGUCUUCAUCUUUCGCGAUGAGAAGGAUCCAGUUGAACGGGCCCUCAUUAACUUGGGCACCGCGCAAGUGGAAUACUCCGAGGAUCAGUCUGCAAUGGUUCGACUACCGAAUACAUUCAGCGUGGUGAGCAAGCAUCGCGGCUACCUCCUGCAGACAUUGCAUGAGAAGGAAGUUCAUGAUUGGCUGUACGCCAUUAACCCGCUUCUGGCCGGCCAAAUUCGAUCAAAGUCAGCACGUCGCAACCCCGUUGCCGCCACUAAGCCGCAGACGUACGAGGGUGAUGCGCAGCAGAGCGCCGUCGUGACGAGCAAAUGAGAUUUGCUCAAUAUGGAAUCUGUACUUGUUUACUGAACGACAACAUUUUGCUGAACAACUAUCACGUAGUACCGUAAAUGAAGACCCUAAAUCGCCCUACCUAUUCAAUGUUUCUAGUCACAAAAAGUGUUGCAUUGUUUUUGUUGUGUUCAUUUCGUCUCGCGCGAUGUUCAAUUACUACGUUUGGUUUAAGGAGGGUUGUGAAGGCGCGAUGCUGAAAAAAGCCGACGGGUGUGUGCUCAAGUACAGGUUUCAUAUGAUGCAUAGUCAAAUGAUUGCAUUGUGGGUGAUGCGUAGGAAGCGUUUAUUUUUGUUGACAAAUGAUCUGUAUUUAUUAAUAUUAUUGUUACGAAUGAGUUACCGUCAUGAACGAAGUUUAACAAUAGCUUAACUAAGGUCGUAGUAAAAUUUAGAUAAAAUUCGCUUUUUGAAAACCAAGAAAAAGGAAAUGCAAAAUAUUUGGAAGAACAAUUAUUCAGCAACUAAUUUAAAUUGGAUUCACAACAAAUGCGCAUAUUUUAUUACAUUUAUUAGAUUAAUUCCAAAGAAAAAUUACCAAUGGAUAAGUACUGAUAACAAAAUAUCGAUCUCAGUGUGUUAUAAUUGCUUGUAUCAUAGAAUUACUACUAUACUACAUACACUAUAAUCGAUCAACUAACAAGAUGUUAAUCUAAAGAAGUAAGCGACAGCUAAACUUAAGGGCCUCAAGAACAACAAUUCUUAGAACUAUUUAGUUGACUUAAAAUGCUUUGAGAUUGAACAUAGACCAGCAGUCAGCAACGGACGAAUUUCGCACCACUAAGAGAUCAGCAAAUUAUAAAUCUACCAAGUGCAAUGUACAGGGUUUACAAAUGCAAAAAUUGGCUAUUUAACGAAGAGUACAUACGCUUACUGUUAUCAGUUUCGAUUGGAUAUAUAUAUAUACAUAUUUUCAAAAUUUGUUCGCCGAUGUUUGUUGAGGCUGGCGUCAGUAAAUGUAAUGUUUACUUUGUACGACUACGAUUCCGCUGACAUCGUGAACGUACCAAUAAUUAAGUUUAUCUUUUAUUAUGUUCUUAUGGAUGUUGAAUGUCGAUUUAUUCAAUAGGAAAGAAUGAAAUACUCAAAAACACACAUGAUGAUUGGAUAAUUUUGCAACAUUUUUGUAUGGCAUUCAUUGUUAGUUGAUUAUGUAUCAAGUCACACAAGGAAAAUGGAACGCAGGGGACAUUCACUGCACAGAAAAUACUAAUUACAUUCCAAACUUUAUCUAAAUGCUCUACAAAACUAAUAAAAGUAACGCUAAACGCUUCUAAUACGACGUAUACUGACUAUUCCAGGAAACGUUGCAUUGAAACUCGAUGGAGCCUUUGAAUGAAAUAAAUAUUUCAGCAGUAUUUGCGUAACUGCAAAUUUGGGGGCCACAGAACGCGAGCGACGCUAACGCGAAAACUGAUGACCUCUUAGAGACAAAAUACAAUUAUUUCAUUUCAGACCUCUGUUGGUUUUUUGUGAUCGAUGAUUUCUUGGAACACUCAGCCGUUUGCAAGAACUUAAAUUUGAAACUAUUUAAUGAAAAUGCAAACAAAUUACAUGCUACAUAUAUGAAUGUAUAAUAUUGACUUAACAUAUUUAAGAAAGAAAAAACACUUAAUAUAAGAUGAAACAGAUUUUAACUAUUAAGAAUAUGCAGAUACAGGCGUGGGGACGAGUCAAGACGAUAAAAAUGAUAUUAUAGGUGAAAAAUUAUUGAUUAUGUAAAAUGUAUAAUAAAUGUACUAGUAAAUUAUUAUUAAUAUUAA